CUCGUGCUCGUGCCCGUGCCAAGAGCAGUAUUUAAACAACAUCAUCAGCAGGCAAACGACAGGAAAACAGCACCAUGACGCACUGGGAGGACUUCUACAAUACACAUCUGCCGCCCGCAGACUUCGAGGAUAAUCGUUCGCUGCUCAAGGAGUUCUGUGAGCGACACAAUAAGCUCCAGAACCGCAUUGUGCUCGUCACGUCGGGCGGCACCACUGUCCCCCUGGAGCACAAUACGGUGCGCUUCGUAGAUAACUUCAGCGCAGGCACGCGUGGUUCGGCGAGUGCCGAGUACUUUUUGGAUCAUGAUUAUGCCGUUAUCUUUAUGCAUCGCCACAAGUCCCUGGAGCCCUUCACGCGCCACUUUACCGGGCAACAGUUCUUCGACAUGCUCGAUAUAGCGGACAACAGCCAGAGCUCCACGAUAGCCAUCAAGCCAGACUCGGUGGAUGUGUUUGCGCCCGUACUGGCGAAAUACAAGAUUGCACGUGAGACCCAAAUGAUUCUGUACGUCAACUUCACCAGCGUCGUCGACUACAUGUGGCUGCUGCGCGCCGCCUGCGAGUGCCUGGCUGCGUUCGAGGAGCGCGCCGUGUUAUAUUUGGCCGCUGCUGUAUCAGAUUUCUACAUACCCGAGGACAUGAUGCCCACACACAAAAUGCAAUCGGGAGAUGGCGCACCGACCAUAUCGCUGCAAUUGGUGCCAAAAAUGUUGGCGCCGCUCGCCAGUCUAUGGGUGCCGCACGCUUUUGUGGUGUCCUUCAAGCUGGAAACGGACGAGAACCUAUUGAUUGUCAAGGCACGCGACAGCCUCAACAAAUACAAGCAUAAGUUGGUGAUUGCCAACGUCCUUCAGACACGCAAGCACCGCGUUGUCUUUGUAACUCCAACAGAUUCCUAUGAGCUGCAUUUGAGUCGCGAGCAGGCGCUGCAGGGCCUGGAAAUAGAGGAGCCCAUUGUGGCCGAUGUGGUGCAGAAACACAGCGACUUCAUCAGCAGCGCCCAGCAGCGACAAUGACCGUUGUCGAUGCGCCGCCGGCAACACCAGCAACAGCAACAUCAACAGCACCAGCAGCACCAGCAGCAGUACCGUCAGCUGGCGAUUGGCGGCGGCAGCAGCAGCAGCAACGAUGACACCGCCGAGGCAACGGACUAUUGCGUGACCAGUUCGCAUUAUUGUCGCGUCCUAAAUCCUGGCACGCCAACAUUCGGCCGCAAAUAUUGAGCAGGUUAUAGCGCCAAGUCCAUUUGCAUAGCCCUUACCUCUAAGUUGUAGUUAUCUAUACUAUUUAUGGUUAAUAUCUAUCUAUUUAUGGUCACGCCCUAGUUAGCCCGACCAUAAUUGAUGGAGAUGAUGGUGGUUAACAUGUUUUGUGUUUCAUAUGUAUAUUUUGUUUUUGUAUUUUUUUUGUACUUUUGUUGUUCAUUUAUAUUUGGCUUAUCGUUGCCUGUUUGAAAAAUGAUGUCACCUACAUAACGAAUUGUCUCUUCUAAGCUCGAAUCCCGUUUUCGUCAUUGCUGUCAUCAAGCAUACGCACCGUGUUGCCCGCAUUUUGGCAUUAAUCUGAGAUCAUCAAUUAUCUGUUUUAUUUAUGCUUGAAAGGGGGCAGAGCAUCGCGUAACUACUCUCCCACUUACCCACACACACACACACACACUCAGUCACCCCCGCACACACCCACACAGUGUGCACCUACACUUAUGCAACGGCUUCAUGAAACAGCAAUUUGCAGGCUGGCCCUGGCGGCUGUCGUUUGCAGGCAUUGCGACAAUUGAUUUACAAGCCGUGCAUAGCAAUAACUACAACAACAUAAACAACAACAGCUGCAGCAGGACCUGCCAAAUGUCCUUGGCUGUGGAAAUUUAUAGUGGCGUAUACUUAAUGCCUUGACGCUUGUCUGGCUCAAGCAGGUCAAGUGGCGUCUAAAGGUCAGUCUCAAAUACACAACACAACACACUUAACACACACACACACACAACAUGAACUUCUGACAGCUGCCAGCGGCAAAUUAAAAUUUAAUUGGGUAAAAAAAAA
Messenger RNA from Drosophila navojoa, 2033 nucleotides. It is a transcript of the gene Ppcs, whose product is annotated as phosphopantothenoylcysteine synthetase. The record is from RefSeq and is a predicted model, not a curated record. NCBI's taxonomy places the organism in Eukaryota, Metazoa, Arthropoda, Insecta, Diptera, Drosophilidae.